AUGCAGCCAAAUUUUAUACUCACUACUCCUGUCGACAACAUGUCAGAAAAGCCGGAAUCCCCAGAUUUGUCUGAGAAUUGUGCGCCCUAUUUACCCAUGGCCGAUUUUCAGCCUCAAUAUGGCCAACACACCCGCGGUGAGAAUAUACACGAGCACGAUGACAGUCCCAACCGAAAUACCCUGCCUGAGCAAGCUGAGUCGGCAUCUCAAAAUAGGGAUACCUCGACUAGAUAUCCUCAGCUCACCUUGAAUGAGGUGCCAGCCAUAACUGGUGUAGGCUCACCACUUGCGAUACACCAGGGGCCUUCAUCCAGCGCAUCUGCACUGCAGAGCACUGUCGAUGAAGGCUUUCUGAUAGAAACUCACGACGACUUGCACUCAAAAUCUGAAUACCUCAUUAGCUCUGCCAGCUACGCUUUCCCUGAUAUGCAACCAUCCAAGCCCCAGAAGAACUCCCUGAAGAAAUCCCAUACUUGUGAAUCUUGCAGCAGGGCUUUUCAGAACGAAUCCGGGCUUCGCAAUCAUUACUGCACCCAUAAAAUUGAUGAGCAGUCUUUCCGCUGCUCCUAUGAUGGAUGUGGCAGGCUGUUCAUUCGCGAAGGUAAUAAGAACCUCCAUGAGCUUCUCCACGUUCAACCAGAAUCCAGACCACCCACACCCCAGAAGAAACUCCAUACUUGUGAGAAUUGCGGCAAGGAUUUUCGAGACACAUUCACGCUUCGCCGUCACUACCGCAGCCAUGCAUGUGAGCAGCCCUUCCGCUGCUCCUAUGAUGGAUGUGGAAGGUUGUUCAAACGGGAAGGUAAUAAGAAUCGCCAUGAGCGUAAUUUCCACUCUUCUCUGAAUCGACAAUCAAAAACAGCAAACCCCAUAUGA
Messenger RNA from Penicillium verhagenii, 876 nucleotides. Its product is annotated as C2H2-type zinc finger protein. The record is from RefSeq and is a predicted model, not a curated record. Gene Ontology annotation, molecular function: DNA-binding transcription factor activity, RNA polymerase II-specific; RNA polymerase II cis-regulatory region sequence-specific DNA binding. Gene Ontology annotation, cellular component: nucleus. Bases 1 to 876 code for a protein of 291 amino acids. Gene Ontology annotation, biological process: regulation of transcription by RNA polymerase II. NCBI's taxonomy places the organism in Eukaryota, Fungi, Ascomycota, Eurotiomycetes, Eurotiales, Aspergillaceae. The transcript is spliced from 2 exons.